This is a messenger RNA of Malaya genurostris, 2444 nucleotides long. RefSeq names its product N-alpha-acetyltransferase 35, NatC auxiliary subunit (gene Naa35). Gene Ontology annotation, cellular component: NatC complex. The transcript has 9 exons. Bases 76 to 2346 code for a protein of 756 amino acids. Gene Ontology annotation, biological process: N-terminal peptidyl-methionine acetylation. Lineage: Eukaryota; Metazoa; Arthropoda; Insecta; Diptera; Culicidae. The record is from RefSeq and is a predicted model, not a curated record.
CGACUCAAAAUGUUUUGAUUCGUAUUACGAAAGAUAUUGAGUCUGUUUGUGCUUAGAUUUAGGUUGAGUUAAAUUAUGGAUUCUAACAUAUUAGAACCGCAAGAUCUCAGUAAAUCAACAGCUAUAGUUGCUGUUAACGAAUGGCCUGCCGAUUUGGGUUCAGUGACGAUAGCUGGCGAUGAGCAGAAGUUUGCCAAUUCGGCGGUAUCUUCCGAUAUGGCUAGUCGGCAAUGGAAACAAAUUACAUCCGAUUUUUUCGGUUGUGUGAAGGAACUUAAAUUGGGUGAACUGAUACAUGAUAACAUGUUCGGUUUGUUCGACGCAAUGUCAGCGAUCGAAAUGAUGGAUCCAAAAAUGGAUGCUGGGAUGUGCUGCAAUAAGGAAACUACUCCGUUAAACUUCCAGACGGCGGUUGAGGCUGGUAAAAUGAAGCUGUUGAAUUUGGACAGUCGUGAGUGCAUCGGAAUAAUUGAUUCCGUAUAUGCGUGCUCGGUAUCCUGGCUAGAAGGACACUCGAUGGCGCAAACUGUAUUGACUUGUCUGUAUUUGCACCAUCCCGAUCAAAUAGAGGAUAAAUCAAUGAAGGCAUUUGCAUGCGCCGUUCACAAGCUGGUCAAUUUGAUUCGUAAUUUUAUACUGAGAGCCAGAGUGUACGAAGAGGAAGAUUUUCAACCUAGUACUUAUGGGUACGAUCUGUGCAUGGAAAUGACGGAAACGAAGGUGUGCAAUAUGCUGAAAAGUGCCGAGGAAGACUGGAUUCGCAAGGUGAAGGAAGUCAAUAGCGACAAAGAAAAGGAGGAAAUUAAUGCCCUUGUCUGUCGAUUGAAAUUCACCCGCUUGCUUCUGCAAUGCUUGGUGGCGCUCUAUCCUACAAAGCAAAAUUCUACAUGGAAUACUACGAAUACAAGUGCAAAUUUGGUAACUAAUGUUUCUCCGAAUAAAACUGAGAUGAUUGAUAUUGUUAAAACAUUGAACGGAGCUCUUGAGCUAACGCUGAUCAUGGAAAGGACCAUCGAGUUUGGAACGCAGCCGGAGCCGGAGUCCGACACGCCUAACCCAAUGGGGUUUUCAAUGAUGGUCAAUCAGAGAUUGCUACCGCCUACUUUUCCACGAUACACGAAGAUAAAGGACCGCUCGACUUGCAUUCAAUAUUUGGCUGAACUGAUCCAGAGACUAAAGCACGCGUGCAAGAUUGUACACUGCACCAAUUAUCACAGUGCGUUGAACUUUUUUAUGGAUUUCAGCAAAAAGUUUGGACCCUGCCUGCUAUCACGCAGCAUCCUACAAACUCUAUAUUUACCAUCGCAUGAUAUGGUAUUUGGAACACGAAAACUGACAGAAGUGCUGAAGGAAUCAGCAAAAGCAUUCAUCGCUCCACCGGUGCUGCUCUCAGAUAAUCCACUUUCUUCGAACCCUGCCGCUUGCAACUGCGUGGAUUCCUUCUUCGCCUACAACGAGCACACGUUUAGUGUCCUGUUCGAAAUAUGUGGCUAUAAUCGUGCACGGCAACGAGACAAACUAGGAAUCAUGCUGUCGAACUUUGCCAAUCUGCAGGAUGAAGCCGAACGGGUUGAUGCCUAUCUGCAUUCGCUUUCGAUGAAAAACGAAAAUCCCCGUCAACAUUUGGCGUGUUUCGGAACGUGGGUACUGUACCACUGUUUGCGGGCUAUGUCCUUCUUCCUACUGUCCGGGCUUGAGUUGGAACUGUAUUCUGUUCACGAAUAUCUGUAUAUUUUCUGGUACCUGUACCAGUUUUUGUUCGGCUGGAUUGUGUCGGCUCUGACGCGUGCUGACACGUUUCUGGUGGAGCAGGACUACGCGACUGAUUCAAAAACUGCCAAAGGAAGUCAGAAAAAACCAAAAGUGAAAAAGCGAAAAGGAAAAACGGACGCAAAAGAAAUUAUAUUCAAUCAGGCAAUGCAGAACAUGUGCGGAGGCUACUAUAAAGCACUUGGCGGCUUUAUCGGCGAGGGAAGAAUACCGGAACCACUGCCAAUGUUUGACAAUGAAAAAGUUCGCUUCGAGCAUCGUUUUGCUCCGUUCGCAACCCUUUCGACUCCACCACCAAUGGCGUAUUCCGAUUUUAAACUGAUGAAGUCAUAUUUGCUCAAAUCACCGGCGGAAGAAUUGUAUGCAUCGGCGUCAAAGCAUUUCCAUGAAGCGCGAGUUUUGCUGGAAUCCUACCCGAAUCCGGACGAAGAGUGGCACGAGAUUGUGAAGGUGGCCAAAACUAACUUCGUGAUGAUGAAUUUACUUGCGACUGGUCUGAAUCGACAAUCCAAGACAUCACCUGACUUUGAUUUUUCCUGCCAUCGUUAUUUUCCAAUCAUAAGAAACAGAAAGUAGGUGUCUAGUCUGGAGGUGUACCGGUUUGGUUGCUUUUGUGUGUAAUCGUACUUUAAAAUCAUAAGACGUGUAAUAAAACAAUAUUAGAUAAAAUUAAA